CCGUAAAAAGCGCGAUACAAGUGCAAAAAGCGAAGAAGAGCGUAUGCAGUGAACACACAAAAAGUGGGCCAAUCGACAAAAAAAAAAAAAACGUACAUACAUAUAUAUUUAAAAUAGAAGUAUGAAAAUACAAAUGGCCAGACGGUAAGCGCCUUGUCCCGAGAACGACGACGACGAUUUGCUGAACAAGAUGCGUGAUCUGCGCAGCGUCGGCGGCGCCACCGGCGCCAUGGAAAGCAGCGGCAGCAACAUCAAUAGCCUUGGCUUGGGAGGCGCCGGUGAAUUACACGGUAUUUGCAUUGGCAGCGCAACGGGCGCCGACAGCGAUGGCGAUGGCGGCGCUCAUCAACGCAUACCAACCAAGGCGGAUCUCUUCAUGGAGCAAUUGAAUGCGACAAAUGCGAAAAAGGUGGCACUGUUUUUAGUCCUGGGCUUUGUGCUCUAUCACGGACUGCUCAAUUGGAAUUAUGGCAGCGAUUCCUGCCAAUGGCUUCUAUCGAAGGGUCGCUUCAAGGGCGACAAUGAGUGGCAACCCUACGGCUGUAUGAUGCACAAAUACAGUUACACCGACACGCGACGCUGUCUGCGUUACUUGGCGUUCUUUGGCAACAAGAACAACUUUGUGUUCAUCGGCGACCGAAGCGUGCGGCUGUUGUACCAGCGCUUCAUCGAGCAACUGCAUCUGCCGCAAUCGCAGCGAGAGGAGGAGGAGCAACAGAAUGAAUACGACAACAACGGAUCUUCGCAUGCGAAUGUGGCUCGCUUCGAGGAUAAAAAGCUGCAUAUGCUGGCGCAGUAUAUUCCCGCCGAGGAGGUCAAUGCUCAGCUCCUGGAUCGCCUCUAUCAGCUGGAGAUGGAGAAGCAGCUCUCCUCCGUCUAUGUGAUGGGAUUGACGCACUCCCAACUGCUCGCAGGCAACGUAACGGAUGAGUUGCUGCGGCAAUACAAUGCGAAUUUAACGUUGCUCGUGGCGCCGUUGCAUCGAUUGGUGGCUCAACGUUCGCGUGUGCUGUGGAAGCUGGCGGAGCGCGUGGACGAGGAGAAGUUGCCGCCGGCGUGGAAACUGGUGCUCAACGAGGACAUUGAUCGAUUGAAUCAGGUGGCACGCGGCGUCUUUCGCUACACGGAUGCAAGCGUCUGGGAGUCGGCGUGGCAUAUUGCCAACGGACUGCUGGACAAUGCCAUCGAUGGGUAUCGGUUGAGUGCACACGGCCAGCGGCUGGAGGUGCAGUUGCUGUGGAACAUGUACUGCAACGAUCAGAUGAACUACAAUGAUGGCACCUGUUGCAGCAGCGCCGAGCCGCACACAACACUCCAGAUUGUGGCCUACGCUUUGUUUGGCGUCUGUGUGGCGAUCGUUUGUGCCAUGUGCUUGCGUCGUUGGCUGCUCCAUCUGCGCGGCCAGACGCUCUAUGUGCCGCUGCAGGAACUCCAUCAACCGCAUCACUCGCAUCAAUAUCACAGCCAGCAGCAGCAGCAUCAUCAUCAACAGCAGAGUCAACGGCAUCCAGCGAAUGCUUUUUCCGCUUUAAUCACCGAUUAUCGCACACCUUUGAUGGCGUUGUCGCUACUGGGACUGAUUAUGGUGUAUUUCUAUGUCUGCGAUCGUACCAAUUUCUUCAUGAAGGAGAACAAAUACUAUUCGGAGUUUAGCUUUUGGAUCCCUGUUGGUUAUGUCUUCGCCCUCGGCUUGUUCUUCACCGAAGAUUCACGCUUCACCAAAGUCCUCAAUCGCGAUCAAACCGACGAGCUACGCGGUUGGAUCUUGUUGGUGGUGCUCAUCUAUUACAUGACCGGAGCACAGCGUGUGCUCCCGAUACACAUGCACAUCAAGCUGCUCAUCUCGGGCUACUUUUUCCUCACCGGCUACACGCAUUUCACCCACAUCUGGCAAACAGGCGGAAGUGGUUCGAUGUUUGUGCGCUUCUUUCAGGCGAUGUUCCGACUGAAUUUCCUGAGUGUGUUGCUCUGCUUCUGCAUGAAUCGUCCGUAUCAAUUCUAUUACUUUGUGCCCCUGCUCUCCUUCUGGCUGUGCGUCGUCUAUUUCGUGUUGUCGCUGCCACCGCGGAUCACAGCCGCCUCGGUGGAUGCGAAUCCAUUGCACUAUCUGUAUUUGGUGUGCAAGUGCAUCGGAUGUCUGGGCGUCAUCACGGUGCUCUUCAUGUCCGAGGUCUUCUUCGAGCGCAUCUUUGUGACGCGGCCGUGGAAGGCGCUCUUCGUGACCACCGACGAUGACAUCCACGAGUGGUGGUAUCAAUGGAAACUGGAUCGCUAUACGGUCACCUUUGGCAUGAUCUAUGCCGCCUUCUUUCACAUUGCCCAAAAGUACAAUGUGUUCGAUGACAACAAUCAUGGGAAUCUAUUCUCGCGUCGCACUUCGAUAUCGGUCACGUUGCUCGCUCUGCUCGGUGUCGGGAUCUAUACGUCCUUUUCGUUUCUGUGCCGGAACGUGCAGAACUGCGAGGAGAUUCAUUCCUACAUCGUCUUUAUACCCAUCAUUGGCUAUGUGGUGUUGCGCAACAUUUCCGGCAUCCUGCGGACUCGUUACUCCAAUUUCUUUGCCUGGUUCGGACGCAUCUCGCUAGAGCUCUUCGUCUGUCAAUAUCACAUUUGGCUGGCCGCCGAUCGUCACGGUGUCUUGGUCCUUUUGCCUGGCUUUCCCACGCUCAACAUGAUCAUCACGUCGUUCAUCUUUGUCUGCGCCUCGCAUGAGGUGCAUCGACUCACCCAGAUCCUGCUGCCGUACGCUGUGCCCAACGAUUGGCGUCUUGUGAUGCGCAAUCUUGUCAUAUUUCUCAUCGUGCUCAUACCAGUUGCCAGAUCCGAUGGCAUGUUCUAGCUGGGAUCAAUCAUCAUUAUCCAUUAUCCGUAUCUUUAUAAUACAUUUUUGUUUGCUUUCCCAAAGGUAUUACAAACAUAAGCACACACACACACACACACACAUUGAUCUAUAUAUGUAUAUUAGACUUAGGACUACAACAAA
Drosophila albomicans is the source of this 2983-nucleotide messenger RNA. RefSeq names its product N-acetylneuraminate 9-O-acetyltransferase. NCBI's taxonomy places the organism in Eukaryota, Metazoa, Arthropoda, Insecta, Diptera, Drosophilidae. The transcript has 3 exons. The record is from RefSeq and is a predicted model, not a curated record. Bases 191 to 2839 code for a protein of 882 amino acids.